ACUACGAGCGCGAGUUACGGUCGGACGCCGGACGCGGCAUGUGUCGGUCGCUCGUUUGAUUAACAAGUCUCCCCCAUCUAUUUUCAGCCCUAGGUACUUAUGGCAUCGUAUCUGUUCAUGUGCGAAAAUUGUCAUAGAAAAUAUUAAUAAGUGCGUAAAAUUAGGGCGAAAAUAUUGUAAUUGCGUGGAUAAUAGUAUUUCGGUUGCGAACGAUGCGUUACAUAAGUGCUGGAAGUUACAGUGUUGUCGAAAAUGAGCAUUUUGUGGCGUUGUAACCAGCUGAUGGCGGGUGAAAAUACUGGACAGUUCGUUAAUUUACCCGUCUAACGAUUACCGUUUUGUAUACCGGUAGGUGAAUUGUUCUCGGAGCGUUAACGAGGAGAAGGAGGUUUGUUUUUGACGUACGUUUAGAUUUUAAAAAUUAUAAAAACCAAACAUUGACCGGCUAAGUGUUUGGGCGUGCACUCGCAAGAGAACCUCUAGGCACUCCUUGUAUAAAUUAUUUUUUAGUCAUUUAUAAAUUAGAAACGUUAGUGCCGAAUAAUGAUAAUGAGAAAUUGUGUACUUUGACAUCGGUUAUUACAAUUCUGGAUUUUGGUGAAAUGCAGAGUGAUUGUGCGCGCCAGUGUGCAACCCCAGUGUAAAUAAUUGUGUUUUGGUGCUUAAAAGUUUUCGAAAACGAUGUCGACGACCACGUUCGUCGAUAGGAUUGACCCUUUCGCCAAAAGAUCCCUAAAGAAAAAGACUAAAAAGUCACAAGGCAGCUCUCGGUACCGUAAUUCGCAGGACGUUGAGCUUCAGCAGCUUCCUCUUCUGAAAGAUGUCUCAUCGACGGAGCAGGAGGAGCUUUUUAUUCGUAAACUCCGCCAGUGUUGUGUGCCAUUUGAUUUUAUGGACCCUGUGGCUGAUCUCAAGGGCAAGGAAGUUAAACGUUGUACUCUUAAUGAGUUAGUAGAUUAUAUUACCGGCGGUCGGGGAGUAUUAACUGAGCCCGUCUAUCCGGAAAUAAUUAAAAUGAUAUCGGCCAAUCUUUUUCGCACAUUACCACCUAGUGAAAAUCCCGACUUCGAUCCCGAAGAAGACGAUCCUACGUUAGAAGCCAGCUGGCCGCACCUACAACUAGUAUAUGAAUUUUUCCUAAGAUUUCUCGAAAGUUCCGAUUUUCAACCGACGAUUGGAAAACGUGUCAUCGAUCAAAAAUUCGUAUUGCAACUAUUAGAAUUAUUCGAUUCCGAGGACCCAAGGGAGCGGGACUUCCUUAAAACCGUACUUCAUCGUAUUUACGGCAAGUUCCUCGGACUACGCGCUUUUAUUCGCAAACAGAUUAAUAAUAUAUUUCUUAGGUUUAUUUACGAGACUGAACAUUUUAAUGGUGUGGGCGAGUUACUAGAAAUAUUGGGAUCCAUUAUUAAUGGAUUUGCACUACCUUUAAAAGCAGAACAUAAGCAGUUCCUUGUCAAAGUGCUCAUCCCCCUGCACAAGGUGAAGUGCCUGUCGCUGUAUCAUGCACAGUUAGCCUACUGCGUGGUGCAGUUCUUGGAGAAGGACCCCACGCUCACGGAGCCGGUGGUGCGUGGCCUGCUCAAAUUUUGGCCAAAAACGUGUAGCCAAAAAGAAGUUAUGUAUCUGGGCGAAAUCGAAGAAGUCUUAGACGUUAUAGAACCUUCACAAUUUACUCGAAUUCAAGAACCUCUGUUUCGACAAAUAUCUAGAUGUGUAUCGAGCCCUCAUUUUCAAGUAGCAGAGCGAGCUUUGUACUUUUGGAACAACGAGUACAUUAUGUCUCUUAUGGAAGAAAACAAUCACGUUAUAAUGCCAAUUAUGUUUCCUGCACUGUAUCGAAUUUCGAAAGAACACUGGAACCAGACAAUAGUAGCGCUUGUAUACAAUGUACUCAAGACGUUUAUGGAAAUGAAUUCGAAACUGUUUGACGAAUUAACGGCUACCUACAAAGCGGAAAGGCAAAAAGAAAAGAAAAGAGAAAAAGAAAGAGAUGAACUAUGGAAACGAUUAGCCGAGUUGGAGUUAAAUCAUAAUAAAAAAGUAACGCCCAUUGCCAAUAGUCCCGCCAAUAAAAAGUGAUACCACAGCCUAACUGUUGCCCCAACCCACAUUUAGCUAUGCGUUGGUGAGUAAUUGACGCAUUCACAGUGUAUGGUAACAGCUCGGAACACUCUAAAUUAUUGUUUGAUUAAUACUUGUUUUUGUUUACUGUAGUUCUAUAAUUUUGAUAGACAUAGUCGAAUUAAGUGUAAUUUUGUGAAGAUAUUUUCUUUGUCGCUUAAUAAAGAUCAUUUAGGUGUCUUCUGUAAUUUUGUGUGUACCGAGCGGGGCCAGAACUGAUGUGGCUAGACAGUUCUCAAAAUGCAAGUGUUAGUUUCGUCAUAUUCAAGGUGUAUUUUUUAAAUUAUUGUGAAUGUAUACUAACUGCCUGUCUUGUGGUGUUAUAAUUGCUGUGAAGGACAGGACGAUGUUAUAAAUAUGUGCUAUAGUAUAACUGGUCAACUGUAAAUAGCUAUGCAACGUGGUUACGGUUUGUGUUUGGACUGCGGUUGAUCCACUUCACUUUCAUUACAUUGCCGACACCUAAGGUGACCGGUCGGAGAUAUUCUGCAAUUAUUUUCUAAUCGUAAUUUAUUUUUAUGAGUGCCAAAAGGACUUCAUCAUAAGUCUGACGUGACUAAAGUUACUAAGCUGAAUUUUUAUGUGAGUAAUAAUGUGAGGAGUUUUAUCUAAUUUGAUCAGCACUUGUGCAGUGUGAAUGAGAAAAAAGCAGGGGUCUUCUUUAGUUUAAUUCCGACAAUCUAUCCUCUCAUCCCUUUAACACUUCGAUGGAUCAUAUAGAAAUUCGGCUAGGAAGAAAUGCCCAGUAUAUUUUGAGUCGAUAUUUCAGGGAAGAAAAACUGAGAAUCUUAUAACAAAAUUGUGUGAACAAUGCAUACAGUGUUUUGUUGUUUGAGAUGUCACUUUAAGUUCAAAUAACAAAAAAGUUUUUAUGUCAGUCUGUUGUUUACAUGUACAGGGUCUUUCAUUAAGGAUAAAUACUGAGAUUCUUCCGUAUCUUGGGAACCUAGGUCGAAAAAUUUGAGAAAAACAGGUUUGUAAGGUAUAUAAGCACUACAUACGAGCCUCAAACGGUAGAUGUGAUUAAUAAUGUUUCUAGAUGUGCCAUAAUUUUCGUUAUUUUAAUAAGGAAGUCGUUAGUUGAAGAAGAAAAAAUGUCUCAAUAUUUAAAUAGAGAUGUUAUGGUAUUUUUCACCAAUGUCUUAUAUUUACAGUUAAUUGAACAGGAGGUCACAAUGAGCUGGGUUGAUUAAUAUACAUUUUUGAACAGACGUGAUACAUAACGUCUAUUGGAAUUUUCGUUUAAUUUUCUACAAAUCAUAAAGUGAAAUUCAGCAUUCUCACCAAGUGCGUUUUGGAUUAGAACAGCUCAAAAAUAACAACUCGGAAAUCUUGUACUACACUGAAGUUACAUCUUUAGGAGAGAAGGAACUGAGAAAAGAUAUGUUUCAUCUGUCAGAUGAUAGUGGCAAUUAAGAAGACAUGAGAGUGUCCAAAUGGAAACAAAGGCUAGAAAACCAUUUUUGAAAAGUAUCUGAUGUGUUAAAUGAAAGUUGAAAAUCAACGACAAAACUACAAGCAUGAACUUAUUUCGUAGAAUUCAAGAAACUACUACCGUUGUUUGAUGUAAACAAUAUUAUACAGGGUUGCCAUUAAACAUAGAAAGAUGAAAAUUAUGUUUUGAGGUAAAAAAAUUGUUUUCAGUGCGACUGCCAUCUUGAAUUUUUUUAAUAAUAGCAACAUAGGUCAAGUGUACAUCAUUGGAAAGUAAAUUUUUUUCCCCUUACUACCUAAACAUGUAUGGUGUUAAAUUAGAAAAACAGAGAAAAAACUCUCUUAAAUGGUUCAUGUUUCAUAAAAUUAAGAUUUAUUUCUCAUGUAAUACAAUAGUUGUAAGGAAAUAAACCAUAUGUCCCGUGUUUUUGUCACUUAUUAAACACAUGUUAAAUGGUUUUUGUUAAUUUUCGACGUUCUAUUAAUUUAAAGGUAUCUAAAUUAAACUGCAAUACAAUAGCAGCCAAGUGUAUGGUAAGGUUUUUCUAAUUUUUCUGCAUUAUUUUCUAAUGUAUCACCAUACAUGUUUUAAGAUGAUGUAUCACAUGAUCUAUGGUGCCAUUUAAAAAAAUUCAAUAUGGCGGCUACACCUCAAAAUAUGUGAACCGAAUUUCAUUCUAAUUUUCAUGUCGUACAUCUCAAACGGUUUGAACGUUAGAGCUUUGAUUACAUCUUUAAUAGUGACCCUAUUCAUUUUAUUUUUUCCAUUAUUGCUAUCUUGAGAGCUAUAAGAGGAUGGUUUAAUUAGCAAACAAUUUCUAUUUUACUUAUUUUAAAUGGGUACAAAAUAGAUAUUUACAUAUAAGUCAGGAAAAUGAUACAUUACUGGCGAGGAAAUAUUGAAAUAGAAGGCCCUUUGUACUAAAUUUUACCCGAAAUCGUAUUUUAACAAAUUUCAAUUUUCGUAUAGAACUUUUGAUUAAUGCUAAUCUGUCAAUGAUGACAGGAGUCAUUAUAGACAUUUAGCAAUGUGACAGGUGCGGCAGGUAAAGUGACAAGAGCGGCCGGUAAAGUGACAGACAGCAGGAAAAGUAUACUGGCCUGCCUCCGUCAUGGAAACUAACACUUUCCUGACAUAAAGUAGGCAUGAAAAUGAAGGUUUCAUGAUGAUUUUGGGUAAAAAUAUUAAGACUUUUUUAAUGAGCCCAAAAAAAUUUUUUCCCAACCAGUGGUUCACAAACUGUGGAUACCAACAACGAAUAACAAAACUCAAGGCGUCUUUCAUCGUCUCCAAGAUGGAAAUGUUGGACUUUUUAAAGUUUAAUUUAUUGCUUUUUAAAAUUGUAUGUACUCUUCUUACACUACACUAGUACUUGGUAGCAGCCAUUCUAAUAGAUGGGAUUUGCUUCAAAAUAGGCCAAAAUCUCUAUUUCAAUAUCAUUAAUUAUGUUGUUUUUGUAUUAGCACAUAAUCUAGCUGAUACAUUCUAACUGCGGCAAAGGUAUUUUUUCUUGCUGAAAUGUACCACUUCAACUUUUUCAUCACGAGUAAAAUUAUGCACUUUUCUAUGAAAUUGAACUUAUUCAGUAAUCACACAAUAAUAAUUCACUAAUAGUACCUUGCAGUUGUAAACAACAUAAAUAGUGCUCUUGUUUCGAUUACAGCACUAGUAAAAUCUGAAUCCAUAUUCUUGUUUCGUCCAUGGCACACUUAUUUUAGCUAUAAUAAAAUAAAUCUAAACAGGCAUUUUUCUCAUAAAAAUUGUUAUCUCACUGAAUUCAGAAUAAAAUUCUUUAUCAAAUAAGGAAAUAACAAAAAUAUAGUUCCAUUUAAAGGAACAAAGUUGGUAUCCACAGUUUGUAAACCACUGGUUGAAAAAAUUUUUUUUCCUGCUCAUUAAAAUAGUUUUGCAAAAUGCUAAUUUAACCAACCUCUCAGCUCUUGUAUAGUUCUCGAGAUAGGAGUCAGUUCAGGCAGUCAUGUCAUGACUAUGACUAAUUUUCUUUUGUCACUAAUUGGUUUUGAAGGACUAAAUUUAUGACAGUAAUAAAAUACCAUGAAAAUCAUGCAUACCAUGCUAUUUCCGAUCAGUACUUUUGGGCUGUAUUGGUACAGGUGAUAGGUCAUUUUAUGUUAAGUCAAUCUCAGAUUUAAAUUAAAUACUAGGCUUGUACAUUGUAUAAAAGGUAUAAAAAAGAUUGGAUAGUUUGCUCUCUUGAAAAAUUUUUUUAAUAGCAUGUCAUUUCUCUGUUUUUUAGUGGAUUACAUAAGGAACAUUUUUCUUUGUAAGAUGAACAGAUAUACUGAAAUUAAAAAAAAAACCUCGAAAUUGUUUUCUUUAUCAAAACCUAUUUUGUCUAUGAAUGAGUUAACAAAUGCAAUAUAACCAAUUAGAUUUUCGUCGCAAGCCUUUGUGUGAUCUCUUAACAAAACAGGUGCAGCAUGUUUGUGUUAAUUGUAGUAGAAAUUGAACAGAAUUAUUAUAUUAAUAUUUUGAUUAUCUGUUUCACACCUACGAAAUGUAGUGUUGACGAUAAGUUCUCCUUCAUACAGCUAUAAUAGGUACACCUCAUUGCGCUAGAAAUGGGUACAUAUAUAAAACGAAUCCCAGUAACUAGACAACUCUACAGUGUACCUGCUCCAAGAUACGGAACUGUGUUAUCCUUAAUGGAAACUACUCUGUAUUUAUUUUCACAAAAAUGUGACUGAUCAAUGGAGGUUUUUGAGAGUCAUUUGUUUGUUCUUCAUUGGGUAUUUGAAUACUUGUGCCUGUUUCUUCUAGUAUAGAGAAUGUGGCCAUAUGAUCCGUGUCUGCCAUGUUUUUUCCAAAUUUGUCAUUGAGCUGAUUGGUUUAUCCGAAUUUGUAGAUUUUACCAUGGUCACAAUAUUAUUCCCACAAUUGUUUCUAGGAAGUUUACUCUUCACCUUGGUUUUCCGGUUAAUUUUUACCAAUCCAGUGUAUUGGUUAAAACAUGGCGCAUCUACCGACUACCAAUAGAAAGUAACAUCUUUAUAGAGUCACUUCUUCACAUUAUAGAUACCACCAUGCACAACACAAUUAACUUUCAAACGCAUAGUUUGCCAAAUGUGUUAUGGUGAAAUAGAUUGGAGCAGUUUUAUACACAAAAAAAAAUGAAACUCCUUGCGUAAUUCCUCACAUAUUUGAACGAGUACGACUUAAAAUUGUUAAUAGAUAAAAUAUCUUUUCUAUUUUAUUUAUUAGACUGUAAACUACAUAAUAUAAGAAUUCACCGAGCACAAAUAUUGCUUAUUCUACGGACCUAAGUGCAUAUAAUAUUAGUUCAAAACGAUAGAUGUAAUAAUUAUACGGAAUUUGUUAACGCACGGCCUGAUCUUUGCUGGUUAUUAUUAGGUUUGUUAUUAAAUUGGCGAAACCAUCACAAUUUUUUGACUGAUUUCACUUUGUCCGCGUCUUUAGUGUAAGUAAAAUUCCAAUCUCAUUUCAAACGCAAUUUUAACCACAGUAAUUUUAUAUGUGCUCUGCAUAAGUUCGUAUGGCUGGUCGGAUGAGUGAAAGAUUAUAUGUAAUGUUAUUGUACAGAUUAGGGCUGUAUAAUUUGUAAAAAUGUGUUUGCGACCAAUUGUGGAAUGCGACCAAUAUCUUUUAGGAUUGAAUUUUUGUUUAAAGAUCGUUUAUUUGUAUUUCAGAAUGACAUUGUGUAAGUGUAGUCGACAUUUUUUUAUGCAGAUACCGCACCUAGAAGCAUUUUUAACGAAUUAAAAUUUUUUAUUCGCUGGAUUGUUGACAAACCAAAAAUUUGAGUCAUAUGUUUUAUUUAACAAACACGAGUAUGACUAUUUAUAUAUAAGGAUCAUCAGUAUAAAAUAUGUAUAGUAGUGUAUUAAAAUUGUACAAUUUAUACAGCCGUAGAAAUUUUUCUAUACAAUGGUGCCACUUCACUACCGAAACUUUUUUAGAAGCACUGUUAUGUUCACCUUAGAUGCUUUAUAUAUAAAAGUAUAUAUAAGGUAAUAAGAUAAUAGCAAAUUGUGUUUUAGGUAGUUAAAUUAUAAAUGACUUAACAUUACGUUAAGUUUUGCAUGACAGCUCAAUUUCUAGUUAUGAUCUGAUCAUGUUGUAUAUUCAUGGAACUUGUUUGCUUUCACUAUUUUUAUGCGGUUGAUUAUGAUUACUUAAAAAAAGAGAAAAUUAUGCUGACGAACAAUCACUACUUGUCCUUAAAUAAACAUUUCAGUUUUUGAAACAAAAAGUAUUAAUUGUCCAGUUUAUUAUUAAUUUAAUAUGAUAUCGGAGGUGGGUUUGCUUCUUAAAAGGUACUUAUCAGGGAAUCAUAUUAAGUAAGAAUUUAAGUAGUGCCUAAUAAUAAAUAACGUGACUCAGGUGUGCUUGUGCAUCCAAAUAUAAUUUUUAAUUGAAAGUAAUUUGUAAAAUUUCGUCCAACGAACGAUAAUAAAUGUGAGUUUCCAAAAUUUAGAAAGUUUCUAUUUUUUUGUAAACUGGAUAAUGUUAAUAAGUCGUUUUUAUUAUGUAAAGUGAAGCUCGAAAAUUAUAAUAAUUGAUUGACGUUUCAAUAUUUAUUAAUAUCUAGAAAUUUGUGAUGUGGUGUGAUAUUCAUAAGAUAUGUAUUGGUUAAGGGAGACGAGUGAACCGAAAGUAAUUUAGUUCCAUGAAUGUCAUGCUGAAAAUUUGCAUAACCAUUGCUACUGUAUGAAAAGAUAGGGCCACUAUAAAUGCCCUUCCCUCAUUAGGCAUAAAGUAAUGUAAUAUAUCUAAAUCACUAUAAAACUUGUAGAUAUAUGAAAAAUAUAUUGUUAAAUUUC
This is a messenger RNA of Photinus pyralis (common eastern firefly), 8361 nucleotides long. RefSeq names its product serine/threonine-protein phosphatase 2A 56 kDa regulatory subunit epsilon isoform (gene wdb). Gene Ontology annotation, cellular component: protein phosphatase type 2A complex; cytosol; nucleus. Lineage: Eukaryota; Metazoa; Arthropoda; Insecta; Coleoptera; Lampyridae. Gene Ontology annotation, molecular function: protein phosphatase activator activity. The record is from RefSeq and is a predicted model, not a curated record. Gene Ontology annotation, biological process: protein dephosphorylation; signal transduction. The transcript has 6 exons. Bases 682 to 2082 code for a protein of 466 amino acids.